UAUAAUCAACUUGACGCCGCUGUCCUUUUCGAAAGUUAUCCGCUACAGUGACCGUGAACUAGCACGACUCUACAGCGCUCACUAUUGAUAUUGUUGCCGGUCAACCUUUCACUAGCCAGUGAGCAGCCGUGAUUGAGAAUUGUAAGCCUCAACUGGUCGUCGAUUGCCCUUGCCAGAGCCCCAUUGCCCUUGCAGAUAGCGCGUAACACCUUCUCCUAACGAUGGAUUCGACAUCCGGUGACGCCGGUAAGGAGGACGAUGAUGAGAGUUCGUCCUCUUCGUCCAGUGGAUCGGAAUCCGCAACUCCUAAGCGGUCCGAGCUGGACGAUUUUCGCGAACGAUGGCAUCAGGAGUUAAAAAAGGAGCAACACGUUGCUAAUUUGGAACCGUUACUCACUGCGACGUCGUUAAGCUCCGAUAAGAGUUCGAUUGAGCAGCAAGCACGGGCUCUAUUCCAGCAAGGUUCGGAGUUGGAGCGUAGUGGCAAAGUAUUCGAAGCCAUGCGGCUGUACCGGCGUGCUACCCAGCUCGUGCCGGACAUCGAGUUUAAGGUUUACGAAAAGAAGCAUCCUCUGCCCAAGGAGGAUACAACCGAAGCGAACGCAAGAAUCGUCGAAGGGUUGGUGGAGCGCAUGAUAGACGCGAACAUCGACGAAGACGAGGAGGAUCUGGAGAACGUGGAUCUAGGAUUGCGCUUCCAAGCGCUGAUGUCUCGUUCCGGCAAGCUGUUCGAACGAGCGAGUGGAGAUCGGAUGCUUAUCGUGACGGCAGCUCACUUUUCGGAUCUACCAAUGGAAGUUAUCCUGUACAUUCUGCGGUGGGUUGUGUCGAACGAUUUAGACAUGAAAUCGCUUGAGCGAUUCGCAUCCGUUUGUCGGGGGUUUUAUCUACUCGCGAGGGAUCCGGAAAUUUGGCGCCACGCUUGCGCCAGAGUGUGGGGCGUCAAUCUGGGAGCACUGAAGGGUACACCGUUUGGAUCGUGGCGGGAAAUGUACAUCAAUCGGCCCCGCAUAAUGUUCCACGGUUGCUACAUCAGCCGGGCCAGUUACCUACGCUCCGGGGAGAACAGCUUUCAGGAUCAGUUCUACCGUCCGGUGCAGCUGGUGGAAUAUUAUCGUUAUUUUCGGUUCUUCGCCGAUGGCAAGGUGCUUAUGUUGACGACGGCAGAGGAACCGCAACAGUGCGUUGUGAAACUGAAGCAACGAUGUCCAACACAGAGCGAGAUUCUGCGAGGACACUAUCGGCUGCACGAUGAUGUGGUGAUUGUCGCUAUUCAACGCAAUCGUCCAUCAGCAACAGCGCUUAUGCAGCGACCAGGUCGGAAAGUGCGCGAGGUUGAACCAGAGUAUGGCCAGCAAACGUUCUACAUAGAGCUGCAGAUCGUGAGCACAGCAAAACGACCGUUCAGCCAGCUCCACUGGAAGCAGUACACGAUGGUGCAGUUGCGAAACCAGCAGGAAAAGACGACACAUUUCGAUAUGAACACCACCAAGUAUCCACCGUUGUACUUUUCGCGCGUCAAAAGCUACCACCAAGAAUCGGAAGGACCACUUAAGUAGCAAUGAGGGAGAAUGAUGGCUCGGGAUGAUGAUUUUCCGCUAAAGCGAACCCUUGAGUGCGAGCAAAUCCGGUAGCCUACCGUUUGCCAAUGUUAGCGAAGGCACAUAAAAAUGAUAGUAGUUUAUUUUUUUAAAAUUUUUUCACCUCUACUUAUGGAAACGAUAAGAAAAAAAUCGUUUGGUCUUUUAACCGGUCUAUAGAUAGUUGGGUUUCGAUUAGUGCGUCGAAGUAAAACGAAAGCGAAGGAAAAAUGAAGUGGAGAUAAUGGCCUGUGAAAGCACACUAAACUAAUCAAUAAAUCAGUGUUACACAAAAUGCUA
This is a messenger RNA of Anopheles nili, 1880 nucleotides long. RefSeq names its product F-box only protein 9. The transcript has 3 exons. The record is from RefSeq and is a predicted model, not a curated record. Gene Ontology annotation, molecular function: protein binding. Gene Ontology annotation, cellular component: SCF ubiquitin ligase complex. Lineage: Eukaryota; Metazoa; Arthropoda; Insecta; Diptera; Culicidae. Gene Ontology annotation, biological process: SCF-dependent proteasomal ubiquitin-dependent protein catabolic process. Bases 222 to 1559 code for a protein of 445 amino acids.